This is a messenger RNA of Coniosporium apollinis CBS 100218, 762 nucleotides long. RefSeq lists its product as uncharacterized. The record is from RefSeq and is a predicted model, not a curated record. The coding region runs from base 1 to 762 and encodes 253 amino acids. NCBI's taxonomy places the organism in Eukaryota, Fungi, Ascomycota, Dothideomycetes. The transcript has 3 exons.
AUGCCGCCCAAAGGCUUAGCUAUCCUGAUCGGGGCUGGUCCAAACACUGGCGCCGGUAUUGCUCGAAUACUAUCUCAUCCCUCCCAUGGCAACCUCGCCGUGGCACUGCUCGCUCGCCGCCCCGAACCGCUCAAUGACCUACUCAAGUCUCUCCGAUCGUCCAGCCCAGACGCAGUACUCGAAGCCUUCCCGACAGACACUUCGCCAGACUCGCUAAAGAAGACGUUCGCGGAUAUCCAGCAGCAUGAGUCGUUUAAGGAUCUGAAGUUGCAGAUGGCGAUAUACAGCAUCAAGCACAGUAGCAAGAAGCCGUUUAUGGAGGAGACGUACGAGGACUUUACCGGAUCCCUUGAAGCCUAUGUUGGCGGCGCGUUCACCUUCGCCCAGGAAUCCUUAAAGCGCUUCUUCGCUGAUCAUGGCGAAACUCCACUACAGGAGGGCGGCUCGAAGAAAGGCACCAUCAUCUUCACCGGUACCCUCGGCGCGCUGCGUUGCUCCGCACAGUUCGCUGCCUACGGCGCCGGCCGCGCAAGCGUGCGGCAGCUGGCGCAGACGCUCGCGAGGGAAAUGUCAGAGAAGGGCGUACAUGUGGUGCACACGAUUGCGAACGGGAGCAUAGUGGAUGAGGAUGGGGAGGACCAGAAGCAGGGGAAGAAGAUGAGUGCGGAGGCGGUGGGCAAGACGUACUUGUGGUUGAGUGAGCAGGAGCCGUGUCUUUGGACGCAUGAGUUGGAUUUGAGGCCGGCUUGUGAGAAGUUUUAA